Messenger RNA from Prosopis cineraria, 2124 nucleotides. RefSeq lists its product as uncharacterized. Gene Ontology annotation, molecular function: SNAP receptor activity. The transcript has 7 exons. Gene Ontology annotation, cellular component: SNARE complex; endoplasmic reticulum. Lineage: Eukaryota; Viridiplantae; Streptophyta; Magnoliopsida; Fabales; Fabaceae. Bases 1067 to 1906 code for a protein of 279 amino acids. Gene Ontology annotation, biological process: retrograde vesicle-mediated transport, Golgi to endoplasmic reticulum. The record is from RefSeq and is a predicted model, not a curated record.
UAUUGAUCGCAUUUAUGAGUUCUCAGAGGCAAGUACAGGACAUUCAAGUGGAAAGCUUGUGAUGCAACGUUAUGAGCUUGCUCAAAGUUCAAAUCCAAUACCCAUUGAAAUGGCAAGCGUUGAGUAUACUGCCGUUGAAUUCUGAAUUUUAGACAAUCUGAAUUCACAAGUACAUUAUGAUAGUUAUAUAAUUAAAUUGAAAGUGAAAGACAAUUGACUAUCAUUCAUUGUUUCCAUGCCCAAAUUAACCGUCCCAACUCACUGGGAACCCGAAGUCGCAACUAUCGUCGAAAGUGCAAAAUUAAGACGAAAAAUGAGCCGGACGUAUCAGCAAGAAGCCAAUUAAUUAGUCAAAUUAUACAAUCUCUAUCUACAAGCCACCCAUCUCCAUGCUGAGUCUCUGGCAGAUCGAGAUUCAAAGUAACGGAGCCAACAAAUCAAGCUAUGAGCGAGCUUGCUUGCUUGCUUGAGUUGGAAAAAGCUCAAUUAGAACAACAAGAAGAAACUGUACAAACAACAAAACCCAAAAACAGGGAAAGCACCCAGCCACCCAUCACCAUGCAAAGUCAGAGUCACAACACGUGGCGUAAUCCCAGCCACUUCAGAGAUCCAACGGAUCGCGUCCAUUUGCCUCACGUAACUUCCCAGAUCCGCUGCCUCAGGAUUCAUCUCUCCCUGCCAUAGGCGUCUUUCCUCGGGCUAUCUGAGAUCAAUCAGAUCAUUGAAUUUCAGCUUUCAUAUUCCUUUGCAAUCCUCUUCUACGGUGAUUUUUGGAUUCUUUCGCUUACCAUCAUUUCUCCCAUCUCAUUUUUAUGUAAUUCUCGGCCCUUUUCCUAUUUGGUUUCGCGGAUAAUGUAGCAAAAACCCAUUUUCGCUUACGCCGCCGGAUCACCUAUCACCGCAUUCAUAGGCUUGGGUGAAACUCAACGAUUGAAGGCAGAAGGCAGGAGAAGGAACUACGAAUGUACAGAAUCCGGUCUUAGCAGCAAAGAGUGUGGAUGCCGCAAAUCAGGUCGUUGCAAGAAGGGCUCUGACAGGCAACCAGGAAUCAGCAUUGGGUCUCGUGAUGGACGAGGUUGUGGAAGAGGUUGAGAAGGUGAAGAGGGAAUGGUAUGAGACAUACAGCAAAACGCAAGAGCAUAUAAAGGCAAUUGGAGAAUAUGGGAAAUCAGGGAGAUCCGAGGAGAAAAAUUCACUUCCCAGACUCAAUGGCAUUGCUCAGGAUGGUUUGGCAUUGCUUUCUUCCUUGCAGUUCAGGCUUGAUCUUCUUGCUCCGCAGUUGCCCACUGAUGAAGAGGUGGAAUCUGCUAACACGGUGCUUGAAUCCUGGAAAGCUCAAAGCCAGAGUUUGAGAUCAAGUCUGAGGAAUGCGAAUCUGCAAGCAAAGGAAAAUAUGAGGAAAGCUGCUAAGGAGGAGAGAGAGCUACUUCUAGGAGGCGGAGGAGAGUCCACUGUUCGCCGACGCAACUUACAAACAAAAGCUGGAAUGACAACUGCUGCAGAGAGCAUUACAGAAAGUCUUCGUCGAACCCGCCAGCUGAUGGUUCAGGAGGUUGAAAGAAGCACAGGCACACUUAUGACAGUUGAGGAAUCAACGGGAGUAUUAAAGAAGGCUGAAAGUGAAUACAAAGGGCAACGCUCUUUGUUGAUGAGAACACGAAAUCUACUCUCUACAAUGCAACGUCAAGAUGUCAUGGACAGGGUGAUACUUGGGGUUGGCUUUUUCUUGUUCUCCCUUGCUGUGCUUUAUGUUGUUUCCAAGCGGAUUGGGCUGCUUAAACUGCAGAGAAAGGUUGCUGAAGCUGUGAAGGCUGGUUUGGCGGGGCAGGUGGAGUUGAGACCCCAAGCUGUUGCCGAUGAUGCUCGUGUUCAUAACGCAGAGGCUUUAAUGCAUGAUGAACUUUAAACGUUGUUGCCUUUAUUUUUCUCGUCUUUUUUUUUUUUUUGAGAAUUAGCUAAAAAUAGGCAAAAUAUAAAGGUUUUGCACUUGUUGAUAGAAAUUUUUUUCCCUGGCCCAAGAAUGAAGUUUUCUUGAUACUGUAGUUAAAGAAGAAUUCUCAGCAAUCUGCCCUUCCUAAUGUUUUUAAUAUUGAUCUCCUCACAUGAACCAUGAAACUUUCGAAA